CAAAUUACAGAGUUGUCAUCUGAAUAAAACGUAGCUUGACUUGCUUCUCCUGUUUUCUCGCCUAUUUUUAUAACUUAAAUAUUUUGAAACAGUCAAAAUUUAUAUACUUUAAAAAUGAAGGCACUAAAAAAAGUUAGAAGUUAAUAGAGAAGUUUUACUUCUUGUUUCACUUUAAAAAUGGUCGAGAUAUAUUCUUGGGGGAAAGCUACUUCAGGACAACUAGCUUUGGGUGAAACUGACGAUGAAUUGGUUGACGCGCCAAAGUUGGUGCCAUUUUAUGAUGGCUUUACCAUGAAAGUUGUAGAUAUUGCCUGUGGUGCAGAACAUUCUGUGUUUCUAACAAAUGAUGGAAUGGUUUAUACCUGUGGUAGCAAUGAUUUUGGUCAACUUGGUCACGGAAGGGCUUGUCGUAGACCAGAAAGAAUUGUCUCCAUUGAGACAAUGACAAUCAAACAAGUUGCUUGCGGUUUAGACUUUACUUUGGCUGUCAAUGAUAAAGGAAAAGUACUUAGCUGGGGAAAUAACUGUCAUGGACAGUUGGCUCAUCCAACUCUUGAAAUUAUCCAUAGACCAAGAAGUAUCAAACAUUUCAAUGACAUUUGUGUUACUCAAGUCAGCUGUGGGAUGCAUCAUUCUAUGGCAUUGACAUUUGAUGGUUUUCUGUUGACUUGGGGUGAUAAUUCUCAUGGUCAACUGGGGAUAGGUCAGAUGGCAUACUCUAAAGGUUUACCUUAUAAGGUCAAAAGUCUGGGUUUACCAUUGGUUGAAAUAUCAGCUGGUGGAUAUCAUUGUAUGAUAUUGACAAUGUCUGGUGCAGUAUUUGGUUGGGGAAAGAACAGCUUUGGUCAGCUUGGUUUGGAACAUGGUCUAGUUCAAUGGACUCCCAUUCAAAAUGAAUCAUUAAGAUCAUUGAGAAUACGACAUAUUUCUUGUGGUGAAGAACAUACAGUAUUGUUGACAGAGGAUGGUGGUGUAUUUACAUAUGGUGCAUCAACUAAAGGUCAACUUGGUCAUAAUUCAAAUCAUCAUGAAUAUCAACCUCGUAAAGUUCUUGAGCUCAUGGGAACAAAAAUCACACAGAUUGACUGUGGCUGACACACAAUUGCUUUUGCUCCCCAGUUAAAUCGGCUUUAUGCAUUUGGUCUUGGUGCAUAUGGUCAACUUGGUCAUGGCAGGACAGACAGUUGUAAUAGUCCUGUUGUUACCAUGGGACAAUGGAUGAAAUCAUCAUUAAGUAACAAGACAUCAGCUAUAAAGAUUGUUGCUGGUGGCAACCAUUGUUUUGUUUUAUCAAGCAAGUCAAGUCAUAAAGCGGUGGAUAUGCGAUGUAUCACUCCUGCUUUAACAAUCAUAGAAAGUUCUUCUGUGGUCGAAUGGGAGCAAAGAAUAAGCAGUUGCUGUACAAUAUCCCCUGACAUAGUAAGAAAACUUGGUGCAGUGUUUAGCAGUCAACAAUGUGUCAAUGCUUGCUUUUUUAAUUUGAAGAAAAAUCCAUUAAUUCAUUCUCAUCAUCAUGGUGUUGACCUGAGUAGUUUGCGGAGAUUUUUUCAAGCUAUAGCAAAACAUUCCCUCUUGAAUAAAACGAUACAGAACUCCAUCGAAAUGCGUCUUCUCCCUUCACUUAUAGAAUGCCCUUUAGACAUCGAUGGCCUGAGAUUAUACGUUAUAUUGACAGAAUUUGAAAUGUUUAGAGUUGGAGAAAGAUACAAAACUUUAGCUGUACCAUUAGCAAAGAAACUUCUUCAAUUACGUGAGAAUUGUAAAGUUGUUAUAGCAAAUUGGUGGUCUUCAUUGCCUUCGACAUACUUAGAAAACAUAAUUAAGAUCUUUCAGCAAAGUGUUAAAUUUAUACUUGAACAAACAAUUGAUCUUCGCGACAAUCUUGAGUUUUCUGUUAGAGAAGAAUGUUUAAGAUGUAGUCUUCAAGUUCUUGAUGGCAUUCAUAAGGUGAACGAACGUGCAGAAUAUGCUGUUCCUUAUUCAACAUUUUAUAUCCCUGAGCUAACAGAAUGUCUUGAUCUUAAACAUGAUUAUCUACGUUGGCUAGAUAUGGAGAGGGUAUCUGACAACAGAAUAAACCAGACGAUGACUCUUUCCUUUUGUAAAUAUCCUUUUGUAUUUGACUCAAAAGCAAAGUAUCUUCUCUUGCAAACAGAUGCAACUCUACAAAUGCAGACAGCAUUUCGUGAUGCACAUCACGCCAAUCUUGGUAAUUUUUUUAUUCGUGGUGGUUUGGAUCCGAAUGAGAUCAUCAAUCCUUUCCUUGAACUUUCUGUAAGAAGACAAAGUAUUGUCCAAGAUACAAUACGUCAGGUGAACAAACUGGGACAAUUGGAUUAUAAAAAACCAUUAAAGGUUGUUUUUGAAGGUGAACAAGCAGUGGAUGCAGGUGGUGUAAAAAAGGAAUAUUUUCUUCUCCUUAUGAGGGAAAUCCUUGAUCCAAAAUAUGGAAUGUUUAAAAUUAUUGAAGAAAGUCAUUUGAUUUGGUUUAACAAACAGUCUUUUGAAGAUGACGUAAUGUUCUUACUUAUUGGUGUAAUAUGUGGUCUGGCGAUAUAUAAUUCCAUCAUUAUUGAUUUACCAUUUCCUUCACUUCUUUACAACAAACUUUUGAAGAGACAAAUAACUCUUGAUGAUUUUCGUUCCUUUCAACCAUCUGUGGCUAGAAAUCUUCAGCAGCUACUUGACCACCCUGAAGAGGAUGUCGAAAAUGAUUUAUGUUUGAAUUUUCAAGUAUAUGAAGACAAUUAUGGGGUUACGACAACUGUUGAUUUAAUUCCUAAUGGAGGAAACAUUAAUGUCACAGGCAUAAACAGAAAACGUUACGUUGAUUUGUUUAUCGACUAUGAAGUAAAUAAAUCCGUUGAAAAAUAUUUCUCUGCGUUUUCAAACGGUUUUCAUCGUGUUUGUGGUGGACGUGUUUUGGAAUUUUUUCAUCCUCAAGAACUUAUGGAAAUGGUCGUCGGAAUUCAAGAAUAUGAUUUUAAAGAAUUAAAAAUGGGGGCUCAAUACCUUGGAGAUUAUUUUGUUAACCAUCCUGUCAUACGAAAUUUCUGGAAUGUCUUUGAUGAAUUCAAUACCGUCAAUAAAAAAAGAUUUCUUGUAUUUCUUACGGGAACUGAUCGAGUGCCUCUUACAGGAAUAAAAAGUUUGGAGAUAAAGAUUCAACCAGUAUCUGGGGGAAAUAAUUAUGAACAUUUACCUGUUGCACAUACUUGUUUCAAUCUGUUGGACUUACCUCGUUAUCCUACCAGAGAAAUGAUGAAACUCAAAUUAGAACAGGCGAUCUCCUUUUCUUCAGGAUUUGGUUUGGCAUAAUAUUGAACGAAUUCACCAACGUUGCUGUGCUGUAGUACAAUGACUACGGUUUAUAUUGUAAGUAACAUAUGCACACCUAAAGGUCUUCUUUUUAAAAAUUGGGAGAAGUUUUUCUUUCAACCACGGUAUAUUUUUUUUUGUACAUUUUGUGUAAUUAAAUUAAAUAAUGUCCAAGUUAGAUCUGUAUUAAUUUGAUAAAACGGGAUGAGUGGAAUAUACAUCACUAUACCGAGCA
This is a messenger RNA of Xenia sp. Carnegie-2017, 3553 nucleotides long. RefSeq names its product probable E3 ubiquitin-protein ligase HERC4. NCBI's taxonomy places the organism in Eukaryota, Metazoa, Cnidaria, Anthozoa, Malacalcyonacea, Xeniidae. The record is from RefSeq and is a predicted model, not a curated record. Gene Ontology annotation, molecular function: ubiquitin-protein transferase activity.